Molecule: messenger RNA, 1611 nt
Organism: Bombus pyrosoma
Lineage: Eukaryota; Metazoa; Arthropoda; Insecta; Hymenoptera; Apidae
Gene: Sms
Product: spermine synthase
Exons: 9
Coding region: 267-1367 (366 amino acids)
Biological process (GO): spermine biosynthetic process
Molecular function (GO): spermine synthase activity
Source: RefSeq, a predicted model, not a curated record
UCAAUGUGUAGAUUUGAAAUGGUGUAAAAGUUUAUCUACAUAAAAAAUUGGUAGCACUGAUUGGAACACAGUGCAAUACAACGACCUGUAUUGCAAAAGCAUUUUUAUCGUAUGAAUUACUGCUCUUGUGAUUGAGAGUUAUUAUUGAAGAAUUUAAAAUAUUUUCUACAAGUUCUUUUAUGUUUAUUCAAUUUAAGGAUUUGUACAGGAAUUGUGAUUUUCUUCAUUUUACAGUCAUUUUAUAUUAAUAUACAGGUUUUUAUACGAUGGUUGCCCACACUGUGCUUCUUGACUUUACAGUACCAUCAAAUGUAAUAGUAGAUGUGGAGAAACGAUCCAAUCUAAAAAUAGCAAUUGCUAAUGUCCUUCAAGAACACUUUGAUAGUCUGAAGCCAUUAACUGAAUCAAGCAUUGAUGGAAGCUUUUUAGUUUUAUAUACAGGUCCCAAAGGUAGUCUAAUUACAGUUCGAGGAUAUACUGAAGGCUUAAUCACUGUUAACAUUGAAUAUUAUAAGAGAGAUGAAGAAGAAGCACUUUUGGAUUUUGAGCAGUGGCGAUACCUGGAAGCGGACGUUGCGAUGGCUCUGAACAGCCAACGCAGUAAGCGCCUGCCACCAGUAAGGCGAGGAACCAUAUAUGACCUCUAUCUGACACUAUCAGAUGACAGACUACUUGAAUAUGACAUUGACAAGCUGGUUUUUGAAGCACGUUCUCCCUAUCAAAAAGUGCAAAUUGUUCAUUCAAAAUCACUGGGAAAUUUAUUGGUCCUUGAUGAAUUACAAAAUAUAUCUGAAGCAGAUCUGAUAUAUACAGAAACUUUGAUGCAACGUGGUAAAGAAAAUUAUACAGGGAAAGAAAUAGUUAUUUUAGGAGGAGGAGAUGGUGGUUUACUUUGGGAAUUGCUUAAGGAGAAACCAAAAUUCGUAACCAUGCUAGAGAUUGAUGAUGUUGUGAUAAAAGCCUGUAGUCAACACAUGAGAAGCAUAUGUGGAAACUGUUUGGAUAAAAGAAAGGGAGAAAAUUAUGAGAUUAUUGUUGGAGAUUGUGUAAAAACUCUAGCACACAUGAUUGAAGAAGGCCGACAAUUUGAUUACGUUUUUGGUGAUCUCACAGACAUACCAAUUAGCCCAACCCCACAUGGGGAUGCAUGGGAUUUUAUUAGACUAAUCUUAAACUCUUCAAUGAAAGUUCUAAAGUCUACAGGAAAAUUUAUGACUCAUGGAAAUGGAGCAUCUUGUCCAGAAUCACUAGAAAUGUAUGAACAAGUUCUUUCACAGCUCUGUGUACCCAUAGCUUUUACCAAAGAUAGUGCUUUUGUACCUUCUUUCUUCGAAGAUUGGGUCUUCUAUCAAGUAUCGUUAAAAUGAUGGAUUAAACCUAUUGUAUUGAGGUUUCAAGUGAGGUAUUUUUACAAUCCAUUUUCUCUCUUAUGACCCAAAUUCGACCCUAGUCGCAAAUCUUCUGUUAACAAAUCGGUUCCUGAAAGAGAUGAUCCCGAUGCUGGACAUGAAAUUCCAAUUGACACUACUACGCUGGCGUUUGUACAUACAAAAGGUGGUGGUUAUCUGUAUUUAUUUGUUUGUUUAGUAAUUAAUAAACUAUACAACGGUG